Daphnia pulicaria is the source of this 1706-nucleotide messenger RNA. RefSeq names its product phosphatidylinositol N-acetylglucosaminyltransferase subunit A-like (gene PIG-A). Gene Ontology annotation, biological process: GPI anchor biosynthetic process. The coding region runs from base 90 to 1394 and encodes 434 amino acids. The transcript is spliced from 10 exons. Lineage: Eukaryota; Metazoa; Arthropoda; Branchiopoda; Diplostraca; Daphniidae. Gene Ontology annotation, cellular component: glycosylphosphatidylinositol-N-acetylglucosaminyltransferase (GPI-GnT) complex. The record is from RefSeq and is a predicted model, not a curated record. Gene Ontology annotation, molecular function: phosphatidylinositol N-acetylglucosaminyltransferase activity.
UUUGCGCAGUGCGUUGACUGCGGCGCCUAGCUAGAAGGGACUUCAAGCUUUUUUGACGUUUAAACGUCAAAACAGAAGACAAAAAAAAAAUGAGACAUGUGAUUUGCAUGGUCUCGGAUUUCUUUUAUCCUAACUUGGGAGGCGUUGAGUCGCACAUUUUUACCCUAUCGCAAUGUCUGAUAACUCUUGGACACAAAGUUAUCGUCAUCACUCAUUCUUACGGAAAUCGAGUUGGAGUUCGCUAUAUGACGAAUGGCCUUAAGGUUUACUACCUUCCUAUCAAAACUAUGCAUGACCAAGUCGUUCUCCCAACUCUUUUCGCUUCCUUGUCAAUUUUCAGAAAUAUUUAUAUUAGAGAGUGUGUUGAAAUAGUACAUGGGCACUCAGCCUUUUCUACGUUAGCACAUGAAGGUAUUGUAAUAGCAAGAUUGUUGGGUCUCAAGGCUGUUUUCACAGAUCAUUCCUUAAAUGGGUUUGCUGACAUCUCUGCAAUUCUCACCAAUAAACUUCUAGAAAUCACAUUGUCAGGGGUAAACCACUGCAUAUGUGUUUCACAUACAGGGAAGGAAAACACAGUAUUAAGAGCUAAAGUUCCUGCCAACCAUGUCUCAGUAAUACCAAAUGCAACAGACACAACAUUAUUUAAACCAGAUGUUACCAAAAAGGAGACAGAUCAAAUAAUAAUUGUUGCAUUAAGCCGCCUAGUCUACAGGAAAGGUAUUGACCUACUAGCUUCCGUAAUUCCCAUUAUUUGUAAAAAGUACCCCAAGGUUCACUUUCUGAUUGGAGGUGACGGACCAAAGCGACUCGUACUAGAACAAGUCCGCGAGAGAGAAGGGCUGCAUGAAAGAGUGUCGUUGCUCGGAGCACUAGAUCAAUCUGAAGUUCACGGGACACUACUACGAGGUCAUAUAUUCUUAAACACCUCAUUAACUGAAGCUUACUGUAUAGCUAUUGUGGAAGCUGCAGCCUGCGGUUUGCAGGUGGUUAGUACUAAAGUUGGUGGUAUUCCUGAGGUGCUCCCACCAGAAAUGAUUCGCAUGGCUCAGCCUGACGUCAGCGCAAUCGUCUCAGCACUGGAUGACGCCAUCGACUCCCACCUGAAAGGAACUUGUAUGUCUCCAUGGGAGUGUCAUCAAUUCAUUCAUCGCACGUACAACUGGGUUGACAUUGCUACUCGCACGCAAUUAGUUUACGACGACGUCAAACAGCAGCCAAGUUUGAGUGUUGGGAAACUUCUCUGCAGCAGAUACCGAAACUGUGGGCCAGUUGCGGGUCCCUUUUUCGUUCUCAUCUUCACAAUAUGUCACAUACUGCUGCAGUUUUUCGAGUGGCUCUACCCGCGUCAUUUGAUCGAUAUCGCCCCGGAUUACAAUAACGAAAAAGAAUUAUGAUGUAAUCCUUAUAAAACUACUACGUCAAGGGCGGUCAAGCAAAAAAAAAAAAAAAAACACAAACACCUUGAAGAUUCCUUGCCUUGGCUUUGCCACCGUGAGGUUUGAGACGGCAUGCUUAUAAGGUAUUAGACCCGGUGUCGCACCUAUAUUUAGUCAUGCUCGCGUGUUCUUAGAGUUUCUCUGGAAAUCUAGCUACCAAACUACAAAAUGCAUCGGAGUUAAAUUUCCCAGGUGCUAUCAACAUGUUUCCCUGAUUCUGUGUAAAUUGAUUUCUGUGAAUUUUAAUAGGCCAAAUUUUAGUUUGAAAUA